This is a messenger RNA of Arachis stenosperma, 1539 nucleotides long. Its product is annotated as probable sesquiterpene synthase. Gene Ontology annotation, molecular function: terpene synthase activity; magnesium ion binding. Gene Ontology annotation, biological process: diterpenoid biosynthetic process. Lineage: Eukaryota; Viridiplantae; Streptophyta; Magnoliopsida; Fabales; Fabaceae. The transcript is spliced from 6 exons. The coding region runs from base 1 to 1539 and encodes 512 amino acids. The record is from RefSeq and is a predicted model, not a curated record.
AUGAAGCAAGAAGUUCAAAUGCAUAAAAAGAAAGUGAAGAUGAAUUUGUCUUCUAACGACAAUAAUAUCUUACAGAAACUAAGCUUAAUUGAUUCAAUUCAACGAUUGAGUAUAUCUUAUCAUUUUGAAAAUGAAAUUGAUAGGAUAUUAGUACAAAUUCACAAUGAUUUUAAUAACAAAGAUCUUGCUAUAGAGGAACGUGACCUUCACUUUAUUACAUUACUUUUUCGUUUGCUCCGACAAAGAGGAUAUAACAUUUCAUCAGGUACACUGCACAAUAAAAAAGGAGAAUUCGAUGAAAUAAUUGUUGUUCAAGAUGUUAAAGGAAUGUGGAGCUUGUAUGAGGCUGCACAAUUAAGGGUUCAUGGGGAAGAUAUAUUAGAGGAAGCACAUGAAUUCACAUACAAUAAACUUAAGUCCAUCACCAAUCAAUUGAGUCCAUCUCUUGCUGAACAAGUCAAUCAAAGCUUAGUACAACCUUUUCACAAGGCAAUUCCAAGAAUGAAGGCAAGGUCAUAUAUGUCUUUUUACGAAGAAAGUUCUACGCAUGAUAAAAUUCUUCUAAAGUUUGCAAAAUUAGAUUUCAAUAUGCUACAAAAAUGGUAUCAGAAAGAUGUUGGUAGUGCCAUCAAGUGGUGGGAAAAGUUAGAAUUUUCGAAAAAGGUCCCUUAUGCAAGAGAGAGGAUAGCUGAGUUAUACUUCUUUCCAUUUGCUAUGAACUCUGAGCCUAAAUAUACUACUUUUAGAAGGGUGGUGACCAAAGUGGUUCAAUGGAUGACUAUAUUUGAUGAUACUUAUGAUGUCUAUGGAACAAUCGAAGAACUUGAGCUCCUCACACAGGCAAUCCGAAGAUGGGAUAUUAGUUACAUUGAAUCUCUUCCAGAAUGCUUUAAGGCGAUUUUUAAUUCAAUUGUGGAACUUGUUGAUGAAAUAAUAGAGUUAAAUGCUGGAAGUGGAGAAUCAGACUUGAUAUUGCAAUGUCUCAAACAGGCCUUGUCUCAUUAUGCACAAGGUUACAUGGAUGAAGCAAGAUGGUGCCACGAGGGAUAUAUUCCAACAUAUGAUGAGUAUAAGGUUGUUGCAUCUGCUACUUUAGGAUAUCAACCACUUUCAGUAAUGUGUAUUGUUUUGGGAGAAUUUGCAACCAAAGAAACUCUUUAUUGGGUUUCUAAUAAUACUCCGCUCAUCGUACUAGCUUCGACACUUAUUGCCAGACUCACAAAUGAUUUGGGUUCACACAAGUUUGAGCAGCAAAGAGAACAUGCUGCUUCGGCCGUAGAAUGUUGCAUGAAGCAAUAUGGCUUUUCAGAAGAGGAGGCCCAUGAAUUCAUCAAAAAGGAUAUCAAUAAUUACUGGAAGGAUAUAAAUGAAGAGUACCUCAAGUUAAUUGAAUAUAUCCCAAGGCCAGUCCUUGAUUGCAUUGUUAACAUGGCACGCAUAUGUGAGUUUCUAUAUGCAAAUUUUGGGGAUAAAAUUACAGAUUGUGCACUCUGUAAAGACCACAUUGCGCCACUGUUUUUGGAUCCCGUGGUCGUGUAG